CUGAUCGCCACUCGUCAACUACGCGCCGCCAGUUGACAACACACAACACGCGUUUCACCUUCCCAUGAACCCAGUCGGACUCGGACCCAGGAGAAGCGACACCAGCCUGAAAUGCCCAAAUAUUGUUCGGUCCCGAACUGCAGGAAUGACUCCGGAGGCGGCGGCACCGACAGGAAAAGCUUCUACAAGUUUCCUCUCCAGGACCCGGUCCGGCUGCAGCAGUGGCUGAGGAACAUGGGCCGUGAGAACUGGACUCCCUCUCGACACCAGUACAUUUGCCAUGAACAUUUUGCACCUUCCUGCUUCAAGGUGCGAUGGGGGAUCCGUUACCUCGAGAACGACGCCGUGCCCACAGUCUUCCAGGAGGCUGAGAAAAGGAAAGCGGCCACGGAUCACAGUGAGAUGAAGCCGAAGCGGCUGAGGGUGAACAGCAGUCAAAGCACCGUCGCGUCGGAUGACAGGACCACGGCUUUUGACGCCGUAGAGAUGCAGAACAUGAUGCACACGGUUCAUCUGUACGAGAUCGCUGUCGACCCAUCGCAACACGGAGAAAUGAGCUUGGUGGAGUCCGGUGACGCUGCAGGAUAUGACUGCUCUCUCCAGACCGGCCUGGACCCGCUGGCAGCCGUGGACGGAGCUGAGACGAGAAUAAACGUCCCUUUAACUUUAUUCCAGACGGUAGAUGAUCUCGGUGACGGCGGAGGGAGCUCGGAGGAGGUGGUGGUGAUGUCUGAAUGUUCUGCUGGUGAAGGGCAGGAUGAGCUUGUGAGUGGAAUCACCGCUGCCAUUUUAACUCAGGGUCACAGGCUGGUGGUGAACGACCCCACACUUGGCUGUUCAGAUGAAGCCGUGGCCUCUGGUUUAGCUGAAGAUGUGACUUAUACCACAGAAGAGUUGUCAGAUGUCCACAGAGGCCAUGGGACCCAGGUCAUCGCCUACUUCCAGACGAUUCCAAGUGUUUUCCCCAGUGACGCAUCUCCCAGGUUCACCUUCUCCCCUGAUACGGUCCUGUCCUCCGCCCUGAGCUCCAAGCCCAUCACAUCCACCCUGCCUAUAGUGUCCAAGCACGCUACACCCUCCCCCACUGUGGUCCUCAAUGUGGAAAGACUGGACUCGGAGGGGGGCGAGGGAGACGAGGGCAAGUCCGAGGAAGAGGACACCGAGCAGCAAGAUCAACAGCUGGAGGAACACUGUUACCACAAGAACAGUCUGAGCAAGGAGCAGCUGGAGGCGAUUGUGGCCGAGCUACAGAAAAAGGUGAAGGUGCUGCAGCAGCGCCACCGUCGACACCUGGAGAAACUCUUAGGACUGGAGAACGUGGUCAGUCAGCUGAGGCAAAACAACCUGCUGAACGAGGAGCGGCUGCAGCUUCUUGAGAGGGCCUAUAUACAGACCAGUGCGGCGGCGUCACAUCCCGGUGAGACCGUGGCCAUCAUCUACGAAGAGGACGACGUUGCGUACUUGUGCACUCCACUGAACGACUCGGAGGAAAAGCUGUGACCUGAUCGUGGACGUCAGUGUGCACCGUGCCAAAACAUAUAAUGGGGUUUACUACUGUACCGAAAACAAAACAAAAAGGCUCUAAUCUAAACAAUAUCUAUGUAUCAAAUGAGGUUUGCACAAUUAUGAAUGAUUAACACGGGACAACGUUGAAUGUGUUUUUGUUUUUUUUGUUUUUUUUAAGGGUUUUUGUCUUCUAUAGCUCCACUCUUCCUUCAACUCCAUUUUGUUCUGACUUAUUAAAGUGUAUUUCUUUUUUUGGGAUAAUGUAAAUAUCAUAAAAAGGUGACUUUUA
This is a messenger RNA of Mugil cephalus (flathead mullet), 1795 nucleotides long. Its product is annotated as THAP domain-containing protein 5-like. Bases 112 to 1500 code for a protein of 462 amino acids. NCBI's taxonomy places the organism in Eukaryota, Metazoa, Chordata, Actinopteri, Mugiliformes, Mugilidae. The transcript is spliced from 5 exons. The record is from RefSeq and is a predicted model, not a curated record.